UGAAUGUAUGGUUACGGUAAAGACAGGGUUAGCGAGGUGAGGUAUAUAAGUAGGCGAAGCUCCACUUAAUAGUAUUUUUCUGUCCCCCCAAUCUUUAACACCCCUUCAAUUCAUCGCUUCAUUCCUAACCGCCUACCUGGCGAUGAGCACCUUCGGGACGGGAGGGGAUGUCGACUCCGCUUUCUUAGCGCCUGCUGAUUAUGCCGGAGUCACAGUAGGGAACCUGUUCCAACUCAAUAAUUCAGGAUUGGUUGGAAUAGGUUAUCCUGAUGGCAAUGACCAGACCAGAAACUGGAUCUCCGAAAGCACUGAGGAUGGCGGUCCUCUCCCCUUCUUCUUGUCCAAAAAUUCCACUUUGGCCGGAAUUGCUGAGGAUUAUUGUGAACUGGUCAACACUGAUCCCAAUGGUAGUCCUAUUCCUGGCCCGGUAUUGGCAGCCGAAGGCACAUCUGACAGUUGGUCCAUCUGUAAUCGCACUGACAAUAGUUUGCAAUUGGGCCUCGUAUUCAAACCUGCCAGCUUCAGCGAGGACUAUGGCUACGAUUUUUCCACCUGCCAGUUUGUUCACGUUUUCCUCCGAUCAUCAGCGAUUGGAAACCAGGCUUAAUGGACUCAGUACGAUGAAUCUGGAGUUUUUUUUGAAAAUAAUAUGGACUUCUCACCCACAUCCUGCUCUCUUUUGACAUCGGACUACUUCUGCUUAUUGUAUAGUACUGAGGUUGCAAUACUUAAUGU
This is a messenger RNA of Lentinula edodes (shiitake mushroom), 735 nucleotides long. RefSeq lists its product as uncharacterized. The transcript has 4 exons. Bases 143 to 607 code for a protein of 154 amino acids. NCBI's taxonomy places the organism in Eukaryota, Fungi, Basidiomycota, Agaricomycetes, Agaricales, Omphalotaceae. The record is from RefSeq and is a predicted model, not a curated record.